UGAGGAUUGAAAUUCACCCAGGAUAAAGUAUUCCCCUCCGGGAAAUUCAGCUUUUCUGUGCAGCUAAACGACACUACGUUCAGAGGAAAGGGUAUCUCUCAAGCGGCAGAGACACCAGUUCACUUACUAUUUCCUGAACCUCAACCGCUGACUAUGAUGGCGAGCAGAAUGCUAGUUUUGUAUCCAAAGCCACUAGUUAAAAUAUUUCGGACAGCAGCACCGUUCGCAAGAGUCACACAGCCAGAAGCAGCUGCCGCCUCUGACUGUAAGCACUUUAGGAUGAUAGAGAAGAGCGGAAUUAAUGGACAAAUUUUCAAUAUCACCGAGAAUAUGGGCAUCGUUUAUGUCCAGGAUUACAAAAAAUUAAGAAACCCUAGAAUAGAGUAUAUCAGCCUGAAUAUCUCGUGGUCAAGAAACAAUGUGAUCGAAUUCGAUGAAAUGCAAGUAAGAAUAAUCAACGAGCCAAAUCAAACCUGCGGAAAUAUCAGCAGAUAUCAAGCGUACGUGGAAAUGUAUUGUGCCCAAUACGAAACCGCCAAUGACUGUCUCAGGGCUGACGCAUGCGCUUUGGCUACUGGUGGAUCUUCUAGUGUAGAAAGACGGAGGGGACCUGAAAGAUGUAUGUGGAGAGGAGACAGAUUUGCCCAGAACAUCACUCACAUAUACUCCACCUGCACCCCAGACACUGAAACCUGUCCAGACGGACACUGCGACCCUUUAGAAGAAUUGCAUGAAAUGAUAUGUCCCCAAGAUUGUACGUCGGACGCUCUUCUGCCUCUGAAGAUCAACUCGAAAACCGGAAGGGGUAUAGACGAGGCGAGUGGAGCAGUGAUAUGCCACAGAAUAGGAGGCUGUACAUCCAUAAAGAAGUUUGACAACGAGAAGAACUUUUCAAAGAAAAGCAGAAAACAUUCUGCAGAUAAUAAUGUCAUAAACUCACUGGACCAAUCAAACAGCAGCAAACAAGUGAGAAAUGUGACCAGUGAAAGACCUUUAGAGCUCCAAAUGGCGAAGUGUGGCACCUUUUGUAUAAUCGGAACCGGAGCUGGGAUCUUUCUUCUUGGAAGCUUUAUCACAUUUAUUGCGGUAUGCUGGAGAAACACCAAGUCUAAAAAAAUGCGCAGAGAUAAGUACAGUGAGGAUAAUCACGAAAUGACAGCACCAUUAUCGAUUGCUGUCCACGAGAACAUACGCAGUCAGCCGCUUACGGUGAAUUUCCAGAUGUUCAAUCCAAGCUUCGAAGACAGGGCUCGAGAGAUAAUCAAGAAGUAUGCGCCCGAUGCCAAAUGGGAGUUCCCGAGGGAUCAGCUUGUUAUCGAGCAGACUCUAGGGGAGGGGGAAUUCGGAAGAGUGCUGAGAGCGAAGGCGUUCAACAUUGGAGGCUUGCAAGGAUACACCACAGUAGCAGUGAAGACACUAAAGGAAGACGCGAGGGAUGCUGAGCUAAAUGACCUCUUAUCUGAGUACCAACUGCUGAAGGAAAUAUCACAUCCAAAUGUCAUCAGCCUUCUGGGUGUCUGCACUAGCAUUGGAGGGCCAGUUUACCUGAUUAUUGAGUACGCUGAGUACGGAUCUUUAAGGAACUACCUUAGAAGAAGUAGGAAGUUAUUAGGAGAUUGCAUGGAUGAGGCUGAGGUACAUUACGAUGAGCCAAAGCAAAGGAAUGUGACUCCAAAGGAUUUGCUGUCCUUCGGAUGGCAAAUAUGCAACGGGAUGGCGUAUCUUAGUGACAUCAAACUAGUUCAUAGGGAUCUUGCAGCUCGUAACGUGCUACUUGCGGAAAACAAGAUAUGCAAGAUAUCUGACUUUGGACUAACACGAGAUGUUUAUGAAGACAACGCCUAUUUAAAGCGAAGCAAAGGCAGAGUACCUGUAAAGUGGAUGGCUCCAGAAUCGCUAGCGGAUCAUAUCUACACAUCUAAGUCAGACGUGUGGAGUUUUGGAAUACUUGUCUGGGAGCUAGUGACCUUAGGAGCGACACCCUAUCCAGGGAUUGCAGUUCAAAACUUAUUCCACCUGCUUAAACAAGGGUAUAGGAUGGAGAGACCAAACAACUGUUCACCGGCGCUGUAUCAGAUAAUGAAGAGCUGCUGGCACCUGGACCCAGAACAAAGGCCAAGCUUCCACGAGCUACUUCGGCAGUGGGAAAAAUUACUGGAAGACAGAACGGUGUACGUAAAUCUGUCCAAUAAUGCAAUAACCAAUAGAGGAUACUUCUUGUCCCCAUUUGAGGAAAAAGAAGAUAACUCUGUGGAGGAGGAUAUGGGAAUAAAUUCCCUCAACUACCUGUCAAGAUCUGAGUCGUACGAAAAAUGUGGAGAAGUCGGAAAGCUACUAGGUGAUCAAUCGCAAGAAGGAAAACCAACCACCGCUACCAUCCAAGGCUACGAAACACCCGUCAAGGUUCCAAAGAAGGUCACUCCGCAGAACGAAGAUCCAGAGGAAUAUACGGAUAUGAACAGAAAAUAAUCAAAUAAAUAGAAAAUAACGGAAUUCUAAAAGCACGAGUUGUUGUAAUGCACUGGCUAAAUAGCUACGAUAUCCAUCGAUUGGCGAUGAUUUAAACUUGUCGUGGAUGUGAUAUUUAAAAGAGAGAUAUUUUUGUUUUAUGUUAUGUACUUAAGAAUUGCGUUUUGAGUCAUAUGCUGAUUAUACCUUCUUGCGAUCCAGUACUUGCAUUUCACAUGUCGCAUUCAUUUAAUCUGAUGCAGCGCUGUUUCACUACUACAGACUACGAGUACUUACCUUACUUAUUUAGAUACCUUAGCCAAUCAAACCUUUCACAGUCACACCAAGUUGAAGAAUAGGCCUAAUUUGUAUACAAAACUAAGAAUGUGCGCUUUUAAGAUCAAGUUUUAUAUAUUUUGUAACUACACAAAUAGGGCUAUAUAUUUUGAUAACUAAGUAGACAUGCUUCUAAUCAGCGAAUAUCAAACAAAUAUCCGUAACACUCAACAAUGCCGUCACAAGACACACAAAUAGCUAGGUAGUUCUAAGUAGAACAUACAGUCAAGUCAACAUACUGUAACGGCUACGUCACUGGUAAUAUUUCUGCUUCAUGUUCGGAGUCAUUGUAUACUGAGCCACAAAAAAGGUAAAUACCUACGUAUGUUUAUCCGAUUUCAAUAAUUUUCGGCACAUAUAUUCAGCAUCCCUCACUAGUAAAAUGUUCAGCUUAAUUGGCCAACUGACUGCAGAUGCUGGUUCAAUAAUGUGUUGAGGAUCCACGAUCGGUAUCAUGCUGGGGUAUCUCAUACCAGGCUACUGCAAUAUUGUGAGUAAGAGCUGGUAAAGUCUGUGGAGGGUGUUGCAAAUUGUCCCAGACAAGUUCAAUUGGAGAUAGGUCAGGCGAUCGUGGUGGCCAAGGUAAAUGGUUGCAUGUUGCAUGCGGUCUUGCAUUGUCUUGC
This is a messenger RNA of Acanthoscelides obtectus, 3407 nucleotides long. NCBI's taxonomy places the organism in Eukaryota, Metazoa, Arthropoda, Insecta, Coleoptera, Chrysomelidae. The record is from the annotation of a GenBank genome assembly.